UGGUGCGCAUGUGUAUUACAUCGUUUCCAUGACAACUACAACAACAAAUAGCCUCAGGCACUUUUCUUUAAAAUUACUUCUUCACUCCUCAAACUCGCUAACUAUAGCACGCAUGGAGGUGAAACUUGGUGCGCAUGUGUAUUACAUCGUUUCCAUGACGACCACAACAACAAAUAGCCUCAGGGCACUUUUCUUUAAAAUUACUUCUUCACUCCUCAAACUUGCUAACUGCAGCACACAUGGAGAUGAA
Molecule: messenger RNA, 250 nt
Organism: Geodia barretti
Lineage: Eukaryota; Metazoa; Porifera; Demospongiae; Tetractinellida; Geodiidae
Source: the annotation of a GenBank genome assembly